This is a messenger RNA of Helicoverpa armigera (cotton bollworm), 3045 nucleotides long. Its product is annotated as DNA polymerase nu. NCBI's taxonomy places the organism in Eukaryota, Metazoa, Arthropoda, Insecta, Lepidoptera, Noctuidae. Gene Ontology annotation, molecular function: DNA-directed DNA polymerase activity; DNA binding. The coding region runs from base 23 to 2980 and encodes 985 amino acids. The record is from RefSeq and is a predicted model, not a curated record. Gene Ontology annotation, biological process: DNA-templated DNA replication; double-strand break repair via alternative nonhomologous end joining. The transcript is spliced from 14 exons.
UUCAUUCUAAUAAACUUUGACAAUGGAAAGUAAUAACUAUAACUACAUGCGAAUAAAUAUAAAAAAAUAUGAACAGCACUUGUCUCCUUUUGGAAACAAAGUUCUUACUGUACUUCUAAAGCGGUGGGAUAAAGCUCGAAUUAAAAACACUAAUGAUUAUCAGCAUCGACAAGUUCCAGCGCGACCUAAGAAAGUGUUAAACUUCAUUGAUGACUCCGUUGUUGAACCUCUCUUCACACCACCACUGAUUCUUUCUACUCCUCGCGAAAAUAUACAUACUGAACAAGAAACCUUUAAUUUUAAAGAUGUUAUUGUACCGGAAAUACCCACUUCUGAUGAAUUAAUCAACCAUGUACCAAAAAGUAAAAAUGAUUCUGUUCUACAAACGAUCCCUCUUAAUACUGAUCUAUUACACAACGUUUACAAUAAAGAUUUGUGCGAUGAAAACCCAUUAAUUAAACUAACUGUAACUGAAACUACAGACACAUGUAAAGAAAUAAAUUGGGAUGAUAUGCUUGACUCUGAACUAUUGGAUACUAUUGCUACUACCAGGGAAAUAAACGGUAAUAAUACUAUGCUUGAUAAGGGAUUUCCUAAUGAAAAUGUAAUCCCAGAAAAUAAUUCAGGUUUUCGUGAAUCACUUACGACUGUAACGGGGCAAAAACGUAAGUUAAAAAAUAUACAGCCUAAAGUAAAAAAAAAUCGAAGUGAUAGUACUGUUAAGAUAAAACAACAAGUACUAGAUAAAACAACAGAAGCUUGCAAACAAGGAAACAAAAAGAAUAAUUUUCGAAAACAAAAGUAUACAAAAGCUGUUAAAAAUUGGCUUAAUAAUCUUGAACCACCUACUGAAGAAAUUGAAGACUUAGAUAAUGUAGGUAAGGAUGGUCAAUUAGACGUAUACAAUGUUCCACAAAAGAUACACAAUACAGACAAACCAAUAUUAGUAAUCGAGAAAACACCGAAGACAAACAAGAAAGUAGUACAAGCGCAGUUAGCCAAUAAGGACGGUAUCAUGAAGUUCAGUAAGCCUCAACAAAAUGCACUUGAUACCAAAAAAACUAAUGAAGACGUAGAAAAUAAACCUAAAGAAAAAAAAGUAAAGAAAUUCGUAGCUCCUAUCAAAUCUCAAAUACCAGUAAAAGACAUAACAUAUGAAAUGCACACGCUUGACGAAGAUAAUGUUGACGACCACAGAGGAACUCUACAUGAGAUAAAGAAUUUUGAUAUGAUCGCUAUAUUAAUUUAUAGCAAUGGUUUCUGUCAGCUUAAUAGUCAUCACACUGACGGCACGUGCGCUCCUGUCGGCAUCAUCGUCAAUAGUGACGAUAUGUUCUACUGUUUCAAGGGCGCUGGUCAGAAGAUCAAGGAGGCACUAAAACGUUUACUAGACAACAAUACAGUUAUUUGUUACGGAGCCCAGAACAUCCUUAGUUAUCUCACGGUCCACUUACAUAUUGACAGAAUACAUGCUAAGAUUUAUGAUGCUAAGAUUGGCGCCAGUUUAUUGGACCCGGACAAUCCCCCGGAGAACUUCUCAGACGUUCAGAAGCUGUUGUCGUUCUCCGCGCAGUACACCAUAGCGACGGAGUGCACCCUGCAGAAAGCUGCCUGGUACAUGUCUCUGCUGAAACAAUGCUGGGCCAAACUGUAUACAAUGCUGGUGGAAGACAAUUUGUGGAAAGUCUUCGUGGAGAUUGAAAUGAAGCUGCUUCCUAUUAUUGCUGGUAUGGAGAGUCGAGGCUUAACAAUAGACUCGUCCAAACUGAAGUCGAUGGAAGAAGUCCUAGUGAACAGAAUGAAGGCUGUGGAACAGCAGUGCUACAAGGCGGCCGGCAAGGUGUUCCAGAUCAACUCGACCGUGCAGGUGCGCGCCAUACUCUACGACGAACUGCAGCUCGACACCAAGUGCAACGUCAAGAUACGGGAGACCUUGUGUAAAGGGGCCAAGUCCACGUCAGAGACGAUGCUGCGCAGCCUGGUGACUGAGCAUCCACUGCCGAAACUCAUCUUGGAGUAUCGACACUUACAUAAGGCUCACGCCACCUUCCUGGCGGGAAUCGCUCAGCAUAUCAAAGAUGGAGUUGUUAGACCCACGUGGGUCCAAACAGCAGCAGCCACGGGGCGCAUCGCAUCUAACAACCCAAACCUCCAAACCAUACCGAAAGCCCCCUUCAACUGCGUCAUGUUCCCUGAAGCAGGCGAUACUGACAAGGAGCAGCUGAUGUUCCGUUCGAUCUACGUGUCGCGAGAAGGGUUCAGCCUGUUGGCGGCGGACUUCAAGCACGUGGAGUGCCGCGUGUUCGCGCAGGCGGCCGCCGACGCCGGCCUGCUGCAAGCGCUCGCCGCACACACCGACCUGUUCAACGUGCUCGCUGCGCAGUGGCUGAAGAAGCCCGAGGCUGAGAUAGUUCCAGAGGAACGGGAGCGUACGAAGCGGUUGGUAUACGCGAGUCUGUACGGAGCCGGCACGCGCAAGCUCAUGGAGAUACUGGACGUGGACUACCAGCAGGCCUUGCAGGUCGCGGCCAGCUUCAAUAGGACGUUUCCGUCGCUGAAGUCGUUCGGGCGCGGUGUGGUGCGGCGGUGCGAGGCGUCGGGCGGACGGCUGGCAACGCUUUGUGGAAGGGUCCGGCGGUUCGCUAACAUCGCCAGCGAGGACUUCGCCCAGAAGUCACACGCUGAACGACAGGCUGUCAACUUUGUUGUGCAAGGUUCGGCAGCAGACUUGUGCAAGUUAGCAAUGAUACUGACUGAAGAGCAACUGCGCAGCUGCUCACCGCCGGUGGAAGCAUAUCUCAUGUUGCAGAUACAUGACGAGCUUGUGUGGGAAGUGAACGAUCUGCAUGUGGACAGGGCUACUGCAAUAAUAAAACAAGUCAUGGAAGGUUGCGGGCAGCAGUGCGGUAUGACAGUGCCGCUGCCGGUCUCUAUUAGUGUUGGCAAGGACUGGGGCAGCAUGCAGAGUCUUGAUAACUAACCUAGAUAAUGUACUGAUUUGUUGACAGAUUUCGUUACUGAAAUAAAAACUGCCCUUAAAGUUUA